AAGUGGUGUGAGGUUCCACCAAGCCCCGACGCUGCAUCUACGUCAUGUCUAAAGAGAGGGGGACACAUGAGCUGCACUGCCACCUGUAUGACGGGCUUCCGUUUUCCCGACGGCCGUCACGAGAUGACGCUUCAGUGCGAUCGAGAGACUGGCCUGUGGCAACCGCUCCAGCAGUUCCCUAACUGCGAAGGUCUGUGUUUUCCGCCCUGUCUCAAUGGAGGUCGCUGUUAUGGCAACAACCAUUGUGUUUGCUCCAAGCGGUUUCGAGGAGACCAUUGCCAGUACCCGAUUGACCUGUGCGACGGGCACAUACUGAACUACGGCGGCUCCUGGCACUGCAACCACACGCAACAGGAGACGCUGUGCGAAGUCACCUGCCCGCCAGGAUUCGUGUAUCCGCACCCGAACCCCAUGAGGUACCGCUGCAGCAUCGAGGGAAUCUGGAAUCCUCCCGUUGUGGCCGGAUGCAUCCCCAGUGGUGGGUCAUUUCUGCCAGGAAACGAGUUGCCUCCGAGCGGUCACUUCGAGCAGACACAUAUCGACGUGGAAGGGGAGACAACCGGACCUAGGCCUAGACCGCCGUCCGACAACCAGAUUGAACAGGAGGUCAUCGAACCCCACAAGGAAACAGAUGAGACCAAAGGAGGACCGGACGUUCCUGCCGAAGGGAUUCCGCCAGUGAAAGAACCAGCCGUGAAAUCGAGCGGCGUUUGCACCACCUGGGGCCAGUUCCAGUUCAAGAGCUUCGAUGGCACCCUGUACCGCUUCGCCGGUGCCUGCAGUUACGUGUUGCUCAAGGACUGCCAGCACGACGAGGCCUUCUCGAUCAACCUGGAGCACUCCCAGGGCUGCCCAGAGUCGCCCGAUUGCACCAGGACCCUGCACAUUGUCUCUGGAAUAGAGCGAGUCUCGAUACCGUUGACCAAGGGGGCUGUUCGCGACCUGUCCACUCUGGUCAGCCACAUGCCAUCUCUGAUCGCUCAGGAGGCCGGAACUUACCUCGUGCUGCAAAGCCCGCAUGGAUUCACCCUGUGGUUGGACGAGGAAUCUGUGCAGCUGCGAGUAACACCAGCGCUGCGGGCCUCUGCAUGCGGUCUGUGCGGCCACUACGACGGAGAACCUUCCAAUGACUUGGUUCCCAUGGACGGCAGCGGGGCUCUCAGUGCCAGAGAUUUCGCGAUCUCCUGGUCGCUCGAAAGAGACUGCUUCCACGGCGGACACGAACGAGAUGCGUGCGCCAUUCAGUCGAGCGAAGACAGAGAUGUGUUCCAAAAGGCGUUCGACAGCUGUUCGAUGGUCUUCAACGACAUCUACAAGGACUGCCACCAGGUCCUGAAGCCCCAUCCUUUCUUCGAGGCUUGCAAGCAGGACUGCUGCGACAAGAAAUCUCCUUCCGGCUGCGAGUGUGCCACGCUCGAGGAAUACUUCCGGGAAUGCCAGAGACUCGGUGUCCACGUAAAGUCUUCCUGGAGAGAAAACACCGUCUGCCAGGCGACCUGCACGAACGGCACAGAGUGGCGGGAGUGCGGCCCAGCGUGUCGGGCCACGUGUUCGGACCCCGAGCCGGCCUGCUCGGUGAACCAGUGCGUGUGCGGCUGUCACUGUCCCGAGGGAACGCUGUGGCAGGGCGACCGCUGCGUAGUCCCGAGCGAGUGUGGCUGCUCGUACCGCGGACGGGACUACAAAUCAGGCGACAGGGUGGACGAGGACUGCAACACUUGGAGAAAGGAUUGCCAGCUUUCGGGAGAACAAAAAGAAAGUCAAGAGGUAUCGCUGUUGGAACUCUACAUGGAGAUAAUCGUUUUACUGGUCACUGGAUUGAGUGGCGUUUAUAAAUAA
Ixodes scapularis (black-legged tick) is the source of this 1839-nucleotide messenger RNA. Its product is annotated as SCO-spondin. Gene Ontology annotation, cellular component: extracellular matrix. The transcript is spliced from 12 exons. The record is from RefSeq and is a predicted model, not a curated record. The coding region runs from base 67 to 1839 and encodes 590 amino acids. Lineage: Eukaryota; Metazoa; Arthropoda; Arachnida; Ixodida; Ixodidae.